AUGAGUUCCCAGAGCGGGCUUAUCAACGCCUUAAGCCCAGGGACCACUACAAAUAGCAGCCGCAGAUCGACCUCGACCGUCCGAUCACGCACUCGCCGACAAGCACUCUACACCGACGAUGCCGAUGAUGAUGAAAAUGGGAGACAGAUACAGUCUACAGGAUUCUCGACGAUGCUGUUCUCCGGCCCUUCUGCACCCGUGUCUCGCGGCACAACGCCGUCCCCCGCUCGCGCCGUUUCGCCAAUUCCCCAGAGCCAUCCUUCUCGUGCCACUCAAUAUCCCCGACGCAACGAUCUGGACAGCUCGCGAGGUGCACGAUACCCGACCGGGAAGGGCCAGAAAAAUCUCGCGGAAUCGUCCCGGGCGGCCGUGGAUUUUCUGGACUCGUCAUGGUCGUCGCUUCAAAGUCUAGCCUCAUCGGUCCUGGGGAGCGACAUCGCACGACCUGUUGCCAAUGGAUCUGCACGGGCACAUACACGGAAAUCAUCACGGCCGGGUCCGUCCAUGAUGGCUUCGUCGCGGACGUCAGUGCCCAGUGCAUGGGGUCCGUCGGCGCCGUCUAUGCUGGAGAUCGGGGCCGGGACCAAGGAAGAAAGACAGGCGUUGGUGCAGGCGAAAAAGCGGGAGGCUUUACUGCUGGCAGACACGAACCAGCCAGGAAGCCCCAAUACCCGACACAAGCGGCGAGAUUCCAAUGACCAAUCGGGCCACGCGGCCAUUGACCCGGAGCAGGACGAGGGGGCACUCGCAUACAUUCACCAAGUCCAAGCCACGGACUCGAUCACGGGGGUCACAAUACGAUACGGCUGCCAGCCAGCAGUCUUCAGGAAAGCGAACGGAUUUUGGCCUAGCGACAGCAUCCAGGGUCGGAAGACCGUUCUGCUCCCGGUCGAUUCGUGCUCGGUCAAAGGCAGACCCAUCUGCUCCCAACAACAAGUUAGUCUCUUGGACGACGAGGCUGCAAGGCGGAGGUCUUUAGAGGAUCCAAAUGGAAGCUCGAUAGCCGCGACACCCGCACAGGAGUCUUCUCACCCGUCUGAGGGGGGGAGUCCAGAUGCGACAUUGGAGGCUGAAGCUGAUCGAAUCUGGAAACACGAAUCCUGGGUGCAGAUUGACGGCUUCCCAGCGCCUGUAGAGAUCGGCCGUGUUCCCCGUCGGGCGCUGGGUUUUUUUCCUCGCACGCGGCGGAAAUCCGUGUCGUGUACCGAUUCCGAAUCCGUGUCUGGAUGGGAGAGAACUGCGUCGCCCUCUGCAUCACCGUCACCAACAGAGCCCGAACCGUCACAACCUCCCCCAUCCUUGGCGAAUCGACCCCAUGCCGAUUCGUCCGGGUCCAGGGUCUCCUCCCAUUCCAAGCCCCAUGUUUGGCAUCAACGUCAGCGUAGUAACCUCCACCUUUCAGGACCCGGUGUCGGGACCCUUGACCACGAUGCAAUGGCUCCCGGGCCGGCCCUGGAUGGCCUCAGCAAAUUCUUUGCCCAGCAUCUUCCCAAUCUAGCGCCAGCGCUUGCCCCACCGGACUUCCCACGUACGUCAGAAUAUACGCCAACUGCCACCUCACAUACACCAACGAGUCUUGACAAUAUCGGCGGCGCCGUGGAAGGAUGGGUGAGAAAGAUGACCACGCGCGCGAAAGCAAGCUUCAAUGAACUGCAGCAAGGAACGCACGGAAACGUGAGCAACGGAUUCAGCCAGGACAGGCGAGGAACCGGCGAUCUCAUUGAGCUCAACGAUGGGUUAGAAGCACGGAAUUCCCCGGGACGCCGUGAUGCGACACGGUUACGGCCCGAAUUUAAUCGAUCUGGGUCGAGUCUCCACGCAGAGACAUCUAUCAGAGAACGGUUUCCCAGCCCAUCGCCGGCGACGAGCAGGACUCGCUUUGGGGACCGUUACAAGGACGAUUGA
This is a messenger RNA of Aspergillus tanneri, 1905 nucleotides long. RefSeq names its product putative LysM domain protein. The transcript has a single exon. Bases 1 to 1905 code for a protein of 634 amino acids. Lineage: Eukaryota; Fungi; Ascomycota; Eurotiomycetes; Eurotiales; Aspergillaceae. The record is from RefSeq and is a predicted model, not a curated record.